AUGUGGAAGAACAGACAGGCUCAGCUGGGCCUUUUUUCAGUUAUUCUGGCCUUCCUGCCUUCUGCAUCCUUGCUUGAUGGAGACCUGAAGUACAUGGUGCUGGUCCCUUCCCAGCUCUACACCGAGACCCCUGAGAAGAUAUGCCUCCAUCUCUACCAUCUGAAUGAGACAGUGACUGUCACAGCUUCCUUGAUGUCUCAUCAGGAAAGGAGAAACCUGUUUGAUGAGCUUGUGGUUGACAAGGACAUGUUCCAAUGUGUUUCCUUCCUUAUCCCUAGAUUCUCCCCUUCUGAUACGGUCGAGUCUCUCUACAUCGACAUCAAAGGGCUAACACAUACAUUCAGCAAAAGGAAUUCGGUGCUUGUGAAGAACAAAGAAAGUGUUGUCUUUGUGCAGACAGACAAGCCUGUGUACAAGCCAGGACAGACAGUUAAAUUUCGGGUUGUCUCUGUGGAUAAAAAGCUACACCCCCUGAAUGAGUUGGUGAGUCUUUUACCUAUUGAAAGUUUACAACCUCUUUCACAGGAUCCGAAAAUGAACCGAGUUAUGCAGUGGCGGGAUAUUAAGACAGUGAAUGGGCUUCAGCAGAUGUCCUUCAGCCUGGCAGCAGAGCCCAUUCAGGGCCCCUACAAGAUAGUGGUGCUCAAACAGUCAGGGGCGAAGGAAGAGCACUCCUUCACUGUGAUGGAAUACGUGCUUCCCAGAUUUAAUGUCGAUGUGAAGGUCCCAAAUGCCAUCUCUGUGCAGGAUGAAAUUCUCAGUGUGACUGCAUGUGGGAAAUAUACCUAUGGAAAACCUGUACCGGGACAUGUAAAGAUAAGCAUAUGCCUGGAGAAUCAGUUCUUUAGCUCUAAGACAGAGACUGGAUGCAAAGAAGUCAACUGCACGCUAGACGACAAUGGCUGCAGCACACAAGAUGUCAACAUCACUGAGUUCCAAUCAAAGGAAAGACAUCACAGAAACCUGCCUUUUCGUGUAAAUGCAACUGUUACAGAAGAAGGGACAGGAUUGGAGUUGAGUGGAUCUGCAACAACUAAAAUAGAAAGAACCACAAGCAAGCUCAUAUUUCUGAAAGCAGAUUCACACUUCAGACACGGGAUUUCAUACUUUGUGAAAGUCCGCCUAGUGGAUAUCAAGGGAGCUCCUGUCCCAAAUGAGCAGGUCUUCAUCAAAGCAGAAGGAAUUAGAUACACCAAUGCUACUACCACUGAUCAGCAUGGCCUGGCAAAAUUCUCCAUAGAUACCACCGGCAUCUCAGGCUAUUCCCUCAAUAUCAAAGUAAAUCUUUCACAUGAAAAUUCCUGUUCCCAUUCCCUUUGCAUGGCAGAAAGACACGCAGAGGCAGAGCAUGUGGCCUACGCCGUAUACUCCCUCAGCAAGAGCUACGUCUACCUUGAGACAGAGACCGACAGAGUUUUGCCCUGCAGCCAGAUUCACACAGUUCAAGCACAUUUUAUUCUGAAAGGGAAGGUCUUGGGAGAGCUGAGAGAGCUCGUUUUCUACUACCUGGUCAUGGCCCAGGGUAGCAUCAUGGAGACUGGAAACCACACUCACCACGUGGAGCAGGAAGAAUCUCCAGUAAAAGGCAACUUUGCCUUGGAGAUCCCUGUGGAGUUCAGCAUGGUACCUGUGGUUAAAGUGCUCAUGUACACCAUCUUGCCUGACGGAGAAGUGAUUGCAGAUUCUGUAAACUUUGAAGUUGAAAAGUGUCUUCGCAACAAAGUGGACCUGAGCUUCAGCUCAUCCCAAAGUCUUCCCGCCUCACAAACCCGUCUGCUGGUCACAGCUUCUCCUCAGUCCCUCUGUGGCCUGAGAGCUGUGGACCAAAGUGUGCUGCUCCUGAAGCCCGAGGCUGAGCUCUCCCCUUCCUGGAUAUACAAUCUGCCAGGUAUGAAGCACAACAACUUCAUUCCAAGGUCUGAAGACCAAGAAGAUUGUGUAAUGUACAGACCAUGGGCCACUGGUGAGCUCACAUACUCAGUACCAUAUGGACAAGAGAAGGAUGUCUACAGAUAUGUGGAGGAGAUGGGUUUAACGGCAUUCACCAACUUGAAGAUCAAGUAUCCUAUACCUUGUUUGUACUUUGACAUGAUUCCAAUGGAAGGGCCAGAUUUGGAAUAUGAUUAUCCUGGAAGUGUACGCUUAAUAGCAAAUGAAAGACCACCAGUUAAAGAGCCACGACAUGAAGAUCCACCACCUAAAGAUCUACUUACUGAGACCAUUCGAAAAUAUUUUCCUGAAACCUGGGUCUGGGAUAUAGUCACAGUAAACUCCUCAGGCAUGGUCGAAGUAGAGACGACAGUCCCUGACACCAUCACUGAAUGGAAGGCCGGAGCCCUUUGCCUGUCCAAUGACACAGGCCUUGGCCUCUCUUCUGUGGUACCUCUCCAAGCCUUCCAGCCCUUCUUUGUGGAGGUCACGAUGCCCUACUCCGUGAUCCGUGCAGAAGCCUUCACCCUCAAAGCCACUGUGCUGAACUACCUCCCUACAAGCAUGCGGAUGGCUGUGCAGCUGGAAAUCACUCCUGAUUUCACAGCUGUCCCAGUGGGAAAAAACCAAGAUUCUUACUGCCUUGGUGCCAAUGGGAGGCACACCUCAUCCUGGUUGGUAACUCCCAAAUCUUUAGGGAAUGUGAAUUUCUCUGUGUCUGCGGAAGCACAACAGUCCCCAGAGCCCUGUGGUUCUGAGGUUGCCACAGUUCCUGAGACUGGGAGAAAGGACACAGUAGUCAAAGUCCUGAUAGUUGAGCCUGAAGGAAUCAAGAAAGAGCAUACCUUCACCUCACUGCUCUGUGCAUCAGAUGCAGAGGUAUCAGAAAAAUUGUCCCUGGUGCUCCCACCAACAGUAGUGAAAGAUUCAUCCCGAGCCCACUUCUCUGUGAUGGGUGAUAUCUUGAGUUCAGCCAUAAAAAACACACAAAAUCUUCUCCAUAUGCCCUAUGGCUGUGGGGAGCAGAACAUGGUCCUUUUCGCUCCCAACAUCUACGUACUGAAAUAUCUGAAUGAAACCCAACAGCUGACUCAGAAGAUCAAGUCCAAGGCCCUUGACUUCCUCAGAGCUGGUCAGUAAGGCUAUCAGAGGGAGCUGAACUACAAGCACAAGGAUGGCUCCUACAGCACCUUCGGGGAUCAUUAUGGCCAGAAUCAAGGAAACACUUGGCUCACAGCCUUUGUGCUCAAGUCUUUUGCCCAAGCUCGAGCCUUCAUCUUCAUCGAUGAAUCGCACAUCACCCACGCUUUCACAUGGCUCUCCCAGCAGCAGAUGGGCAAUGGCUGCUUCCGGAGUUCUGGAUCACUGUUCAACAAUGCCAUGAAGCAUCUUGUUGUCGCCAAGGCCCUGAGCUGCCUAGAGUCAUCCUGGAAGACCAUAGAGCAAGGAGGAAAUGGCAGCUUUGUGUACACCAAGGCACUGAUGGCCUAUGCUUUCGCUCUGGCGGGGAACCAGGAGAAGAGAAGUGAAAUCCUGAAGUCACUUGAUAAGGAAGCUAUAAAAGAAGAUGACUCUAUCCAUUGGGAAAGACCUGAGAAAUCCAAGAAGUUGGAACCUUAUUUGUACAAGCCCCAAGCUUCCUCUGCUGAAGUAGAGAUGAGCGCCUAUGUGGUCCUGGCUAGGCUCACAGCCCAGCCAGGCCCCACCCCUGAGGACCUGGCUUUGUCAAUGAGCACCAUCAAGUGGCUCACAAAGCAGCAGAACUCCCAUGGCGGCUUCUCCUCCACACAGGACACUGUGGUGGCCCUCGAUGCGCUGUCCAAAUAUGGAGCAGUUACUUUUUCCAGAAGCCAGAAAUCGUCUUUGGUGACCAUCCAGUCUUCAGGGCUAUUUUCCCACAAGUUCCAAGUAGAGAACAGUAAUCGCCUGUUGCUGCAACAGGUUCCAUUACCAUUUAUUCCUGGGAACUACACCAUCACUGUGUCAGGGGGAGGAUGUGUGUAUGCUCAGACUACACUGAGAUACAACAUACACUUGGAGAAGCAACAGUCUGCAUUUGCUCUACAGGUACAGACAGUACCUCUAACUUGUAAUAACCCCAAAGGCCACAACAGCUUCCAGAUCUCACUAGAAAUCAGUUACACAGGGAGCCGUCCAGCCUCCAACAUGGUGAUUGUCGAUGUGAAGAUGGUAUCUGGUUUCAUCCCAUUGAAACCAACAGUGAAAAAGCUUGAAAGAUUAGAGCAUGUGAGCAGAACAGAAGUGAGCAACAGCAACGUCCUGUUAUAUCUGGAUCAGGUGACCAAUCAGAAACUAACCUUCUCUUUCAUCAUUCAACAAGACAUCCCAGUAAAGAACCUGCAGCCUGCCAUCGUGAAAGUCUAUGACUACUAUGAGACAGAUGAAGUGGCAUUCGCUGAAUACAGCAGCCCCUGCAGCUCAGGUGAGCACCUAGCACUCCUCACACAAGCCUUCCUCUGA
Apodemus sylvaticus (European woodmouse) is the source of this 4410-nucleotide messenger RNA. Its product is annotated as murinoglobulin-2-like. The transcript is spliced from 34 exons. NCBI's taxonomy places the organism in Eukaryota, Metazoa, Chordata, Mammalia, Rodentia, Muridae. The record is from RefSeq and is a predicted model, not a curated record. Gene Ontology annotation, molecular function: endopeptidase inhibitor activity. Gene Ontology annotation, cellular component: extracellular region.